AUGACGAGAUGUCUCCUUGCGAGGUGGGGGCCCAAUCACCAAUGCACCAUAUCUAUUGGUCACCUCGCGUUGUUUCAGCUCCAGCACCAUGCCAAGGCUGAAGUAAACAAAGAAGAUGACAGCAAGAGCUAUAUAAACACAUUCAAACACGCCCAAAUGCUCCAUAUACUCACGACGCCCAUCAACACAAGUAUGGCCCUUCACCAGAAUCUCGCCGUCGUCAUCUCCCACGGUUCCUACCACUCGCCCGCGCCCUACGGCCCCUUCAUCGAAGCCCUAAAAGCUGUUGGCAUCGACGCAUAUUGCCCACAUCGACCAACCUGCGACCUCAGCAAACUCAACGUGGGCGAUAUCAACAAUCCCGACUUUGGCCGCGAACCUCCUCCAGGUGGCUAUCCGAGCGACACCGAGGACGCUGACCAGGUGAUCGAAGUCGUUGACAAACUAGUUAACCAGGCUGGCAAGCUCAUCUUGUUGGUUGCACACUCCUCUGGGGGGUGGGUCGCGACACAGGCUGCCGUGCCGGAGUUGCAGGCGAAAACUCGUCGGGCAGAGGGAAAAUCCGGCGGCAUAGUUGGGAUCUUCUACAUUGGCGCGUUCCUUGUCCCUGUAGGCGAGUCGGUUAGCAGCUUUUUCCAGCCAAAGGAUGGAUCGCUGGUUACGCCGUCGUUUAUGCGAUUUCAUAAACACGGCUUCGCCGGCCUCGGAACACCAGUCGACGCACCCCGACACUUCUUUGAUGAUAUACCCCAAGAACAGGCCGUAUCCUGGGCUGCGACGCUGACUGCAUCACCGAUCAUGACGGCCAAGCUUACGAAUGAUGCGUAUUCUGCUCUACCAUGUGCGUACCUAGUUUUGGAGAAGGACAAGAGUCUGCCAAAGGAGUAUCAGGAGUACAUGAUAUCGCUACAGAUCCAGGCUGGUAAUGAGUUUACGGUCUAUCGUGCACCGUGCGGGCAUUCGCCUCAUCUUGGUUGGACUGCUGGUCUGGUGGAGAAGGUCGAGGAGUUUGUUGAUUCAAUACUGCCGUAA
Molecule: messenger RNA, 1032 nt
Organism: Aspergillus calidoustus
Lineage: Eukaryota; Fungi; Ascomycota; Eurotiomycetes; Eurotiales; Aspergillaceae
Source: the annotation of a GenBank genome assembly